This is a messenger RNA of Trichoplusia ni (cabbage looper), 497 nucleotides long. It is a transcript of the gene CSP13, whose product is annotated as ejaculatory bulb-specific protein 3-like. The coding region runs from base 66 to 428 and encodes 120 amino acids. The transcript is spliced from 2 exons. NCBI's taxonomy places the organism in Eukaryota, Metazoa, Arthropoda, Insecta, Lepidoptera, Noctuidae. The record is from RefSeq and is a predicted model, not a curated record.
UUAACUCCUUGGAAGUCACAGUUCUUUGAGAGUGCUCGUAUAACACCAGUGUAAUACCAGUUACAAUGAAGGCUGUACUAUUGACCCUCUGCUUCGCGGUAGCCGUUCUAGCGCAGGACCAAUACGAGUCCGCUAACGAUAACUUCGACAUCUCCGAAGUCCUGACAAAUGAGAGGCUCCUUCACGCGUACGCAAACUGCUUACUCAACAAAGGACCCUGCACUCCAGAAGUUAAACAAGUAAAAGAUAAAUUGCCCGAAGCUCUGGCUACUCGAUGCGCGAAAUGCACUGACAAACAAAAGCAGACUGGUAAGGCGCUCGCUCAAGAAGUCAAGAAGAACCACCCCGAGACUUGGAAACAAUUGGUAGCGAUGUACGACCCUGAGGGCAAAUACCAACAGGCUUGGCAAGACUUCUUGAAAGAAUAAGGAAAACAUACAAUUAAACGUUUUAUUAAUUACUUCUCAAACAGAAAAUAACAAUUUUCAACUACAAAU